CACCUGCCUGGAGCGUUGGAGAAAUCUGGGCUCCGUCGUCGGUGUGUACAAACAUCCGCCAAGCUUGCGCUGCCAAGAACAUGGGCGAAGUGGGCGAAGAGCGGUCUUGUGUUCCGAGUGGCGCCGACAGGCCCCAGGAGAGACGCUGCUGCUGCUGCUCCGGCCAAGCCUUCGAGAUGAGCAAAGCGAAAUGGCUCUGCAGCCUCCGGGGAUCGGGAAGGGAGGCGAUGUGUGCGCAACACCAGGAGCCCCUGAGCGUCUUCUGCCGGGAGGAUCGCGCCCUCAUCUGCAUCGUAUGCGACAAAUCUAGGAAGCACAGGACCCACCUGGUGCUGCCCAUAGAGGAGGCAGCCCAGGAUUACAAGGAAGAUAUUCAGACCAAACUACGGAAUCUGAAGAGAGAAAGAGAUGCUGUCCAAGAAAUGAAGCUGACACGAGAGCGACAAACGGCAGAGUAUUUAGAAGACAUCAAGGCCAAGAGAGAGAAGAUUGUGCUGGAGUUCCAGCAUUUGCAUGUGUUUCUGGAGGAACAGCAGACUUGCCUCCUGGCUCAGUUGGCUGAACUAGAGAAGGAGAUGGCAAACGAGCAGGAAGAAACUAGCUCCAAACUCUCUAACGCCUUUUCUGUUCUCGGUGACCUUAUCUGCGACUUGGAGAAGGACUGUCAGAGGCCUGAUCGUGAAUUCUUGCAAAAUCUCGAGGAAACCUUAAGCCGGUGUGAAAAGAGGGACUUCCGUUGGCCAGUGGAGAGGUCUCCUGAUCUGGAAAAAGACCUCAGUGCAAUAUCUCAGAAGAGUAUUGUUUUGACAAAAAAUCUCAGGAAAUUUAAAGAAAUCUUGGCAGGUGAGCUAAAGAGAGAUAGAACACUUUGCCUAAAUGCUGUGUUCGAGGAACAGGCAGAGCAGCGCCACGUCUUCUGGCCGUUGGAGUGUGGGGAUGCAUCAAGAAAAGUAAGUGUGACACUGGAUUCCCGUACAGCCAGCCCCACGCUCAGUGUCUCCCUGGAUCGGAAGACAGUGCAGCACUGGGAUCAGCCGCAGUUGCUGUCACACAACCCCGAGAGAUUUGAUCCUGAGCCAUUUGUGAUGGGCUACGAGGGCUUCUGCUCUGGGAAGCACUGCUGGGUUGUAGACGUCGAGCGGGGGCAGAGUUGGGCGGUUGGAAUUGCCAGAGAGUCUGUGAAGAGGAAAGGAUCCAUCAGCCUCAGCCCGGAGCAAGGCAUCUGGGCUGUGGAGCAGUGUUGGGGUCAAUUCCAAGCACUGACCUCCCGCUGGACCGCCCUGCCUCUGGUCAGGAAACCCAGAAGGAUCCAAGUUUCUCUAGACUAUGAAAGGGGGUGGGUGGCAUUUUUUGAUGCAGAUCUGGGUGCUCCAAUCUUCACGUUCCCACCUGUCUCUUUCAAGCAAGAGAAAAUCUACCCCUGGUUCUGGGUGGGGCCAGGAUCCCGUAUCAGCUUGUCCCACUAAGGCUGCUUCCGCACAUCUGCGAGACAUUGGCUCUUUGAAUCUCACCACAGUGUCUUUACCAUCUGUCUCUAGGACCAUUGAGGACUGGUUUUUCUCCCUGAUCCUAAAACUGUUGAAGCCUGAUCUGUGUAUGCAAACAGCAGCGUGGUGAUUGUUUUGAAGUUCAACUUCAGUGGAAGCUACUUCACGUAACAAUCCAUUUGUGUUGAGCAAUUUUAAUUUAACUAACUGGAGGUGUACAAAACUAUAUUUGACUUGUACAAGGUGCUGGUGAAAAAAAUAUCCCAAGCAAAAUAAAGUGGUUUGCCUAUCUUAAA
Messenger RNA from Elgaria multicarinata webbii, 1783 nucleotides. Its product is annotated as E3 ubiquitin-protein ligase TRIM7-like. The transcript is spliced from 7 exons. Gene Ontology annotation, biological process: innate immune response; protein ubiquitination; regulation of gene expression. Lineage: Eukaryota; Metazoa; Chordata; Lepidosauria; Squamata; Anguidae. The record is from RefSeq and is a predicted model, not a curated record. Bases 81 to 1466 code for a protein of 461 amino acids. Gene Ontology annotation, cellular component: cytoplasm. Gene Ontology annotation, molecular function: ubiquitin protein ligase activity; zinc ion binding; protein binding.